UUUCCCCUCGCUCACACCGGUAGUUGUCAUGGCGAUGGAGUCAGCCUCGGCGUCGGCUCCAGGGGUUGUUGCCAUGGAGAUCCCGGUGCGAGGUGCGCUCCCGGUGGUUGAAGAAGACGAGGGCUACAGCGCGCCGCCGCCGGGGUCCGAGGAGCGACUACGGUACCGCCGAGGAGGUGGAAGACGUAGGCGCGGAGUGCCGUUCAACCGGGGCGGCUACUACAUGCUGAUAGUGAUCGGGGAGAUCGGCACAGAGCACCAGUUGGACACCGCCAGAGCGCAGAUAGAGCGGGGAAUUCGAUCCUGGGACGUGGACCUCAAGUGCUGCAACCUUGAUCAGCAGCUGCAGCUGUUUAUAACUCGUCACUCCGCCCACUUCUCCUCCGAGGUCAGAGGACAAAGAACUCUACACCACAGAAGUGAUGUCCUAGAGACUGUAGUCCUCGUCAACCCUUCAGAAGAAACCGUUGUAUCAGAGAUCCAGUCUCUCGUCACAGACUCAGCAGGACACAAGCUUCUGGUCUUGAGUGGACAGAGCUCAGAUCACGGUGGCCUUCUUCUUCAAACUGGGGUUUUCACCUACAAGACCUUUUCACGUGUCUUUGCUGAUCCUGGGGUCAGUGAAUUACUGGGCACAACAGUCCCCAAGCAGCAGGCUACACUUACUGUGUCCUGCCGCGGGGAGGUGGGCUGGAGCUCCCUGGGACAGCAGCAGACCCUGCGGGAGUUUCUGGAAUACAAACUAAACCCUGAGUCUGUUCUUCCCAAGAUGGAGGGCGUCACCGAGUUCACAGAGUACAUCUCUGAGACGGUCGACGUCCCUUCACCUUUUGACCUCUUGGAGCAACCCACAUCCGGUGGCUUCCUAAAACUGUCCAAGCCAUGUUGCUACAUCUUUCCCGGCGGACGAGGAGACUCUGCGCUCUUUGCUGUGAAUGGCUUCAACAUCUUAGUGGAUGGAGGAUCUGAACGAAAAUCAUGCUUUUGGAAGCUGGUCCGUCACUUGGACCGCAUUGACUCGAUUCUACUCACACACAUCGGCGCUGACAAUCUCCCAGGUAUCAAUGGGCUGCUUCAGAGGAAGAUAGCAGAACAGGAGGAGGAGCAGUCUCAAGACUCCACCAACUAUAGCGACUGGAUGAAGAACCUGAUCUCUCCUGAACUAGGUGUGGUAUUCUUCAACGUGCCAGAGAAGCUCCGUAUGCCAGAAUCUAAUCUUAAAGUGAAACGCAGCAUCGAAGAGGCCUCCCUGACUUUGCAGUACCUUAACAAACUAGGAAUCAAACCGGAGCCUGUCUUUCGAGUGGUGAGCAACACCAUUGAGCCCAUUACUCUGUUCCACAAGAUGGGAGUGGGCAGGUUAGACAUGUAUAUUCUCAACCCUGUCAAAGACAGUAAAGAGAUGCAGUUUUUAAUGCAGAAGUGGGCUGGGAACAGCAAAGCCAAAACUGGUAUUGUGCUGCCCAACGGGAAAGAGGGAGAAAUAUCUGUGCCCUACCUGACAUCAGUUACAGCCUUAGUCGUCUGGCUGCCUGCCAACCCUGCAGAAAAGAUCAUCAGAGUGCUGUUCCCUGGGAAUGCACCACAAAACAAGAUCCUAGAGGGGCUGGAAAAAUUAAAGCACCUUGACUUCUUGCGCUAUCCUGUAGCCACACAAAAGGACAUUGCCUCUGGAGCACCUCCCUCUGUUAUAAAACAAACUAAGUUAAAACAAAGAACAGACAGCAAAGAGAGUCUCAAGUCGUCCCCGAAGACCACUGCAAAGGCUUCAAAGAAGGAAACUGAAGGACAAGAUGAUGUGUCAGCCGCCACAGAAGCCAAGAGUGACUCUGUCAAGGAAAAUAUAUCGGAGAAAAAAGAGGAGAAAAAGCCUACUAAAACUCUAAAAUCUAAAGCUGAUGUGCCAGAAAAGAAAAAACUCCUAAAAGACAAAUCCUUAAAAAAGCACCCGAAGGAAAGGGUGUCGAAAAUGGAUGAGAAAAAGGACAAGGAAAAGAAAGAGAUCAAGAAAGUAAAGAAAGAUGACUCUGCUAAAAAAGAUGAAAAGAAAGAUGUUAAGUCCAAAGACGACAAAAAGAAGGACACAUCCAAACCAGAGCUGAGAAAAAUUACAAAGCCUGACCUGAAACCGUUUACACCAGAAGUCCGAAAGACUUUACACAAAGCUAAAGUGUCAAGUAAAGCAAAGGCUGGAAAAAUCAAAACAGCAAAGGCUUUGCCUGCUGAGCCGAAGCCAGAGGAGCCAAAACCUGAAGCUAUUCAACCUGAACCAAUAGAGAAUGGAGCUGUUGAGGGCACGUCUGUUCCCUCAACCCCCGAAGACCUCACCAAGGAAUUUGUGGAUAUGAAAAAAGCUGAAGUUGUAGCUGUAUCAGCAGAGCCUCCAGACGGUUAUGAGCCGACAGCACAAAGCCUUACCCAAGACAGGCAGGAAGCACAAGAAACGAUUUCGGAAAUUCCACCUGGCACAAAGUCUCCAGAAAUGGAGGCAUCAGCCCCAGAAGCGAAAGUUGAAGUUGAAGACAAAGACAAGGACUUGACACAAGAGAGAGAAAUGGAAGAGGCUCAAAAGUUUGAGGAUGAAGGAGCAGCAACUCAGGAUGAGGAUGAGGAUGAAGAAGAGGAGGAAGAAGAGGCCCCAGCUGCUGUAAAGAAAACAGAAGAGGAGGAGGAAGAAGAUAUGGGAAUAGGUGAAGAGGAAGAUGAAGCAAAAUGGAAGGACGAUGGGCUUGACAGGAAACAUGAGUUAGAAGAAAUGGAGAAAUCUGAAAAUCUCUUAGCUAAGGUUGUGACAAAAGAGGAUCAACAAAUGAUUCCAUCUGAGGAGGAUGACAAUGAGGUGGUGGAGAAAGCCGAACUGGAGGAGGUAGAAGAUUUAGAUGUAAUAGCAGAUGAAGAGAUCAAACCUGAAGAUGUAGCUGAAGAAGAAAUGCUCACUGAAAGAAAAACCGCUGAAAUUCUGACUGCAGCUGAAGAGGAAGAGGAAGAGGAAGAGGAGGAGGGCUACCUGUCACAUGUUGGAGGGGCCACGGCUCCCAUAACCUCGGUAGUUCAAGGAGCCGCUGCAGCCGAACCCAUCUCCUACAUCCAAGACGAGACCAUCCCCGGCUACUCUGAGACGGAACAGACCAUAUCUGACGAGGAGAUUCACGAGGAGGCAGAGGAGAGGAUACCACACCUUCAGUACGACGUCGGGGCCUAUGAAGUCUCUGUUCCAGAUCAGACCGAAUCAUUUGUAAACAUUCACGGCAUGAUGGAGAUGCAAGCUAUGAACGAGAAAGGUUUCAUCCCAGGCGUGCAGGAGCCAGUAUCAGUGUUCACCAACAUCAUUACCGCUCCUCUGGCAGAAGAGGAGCAUGUGUCCUCUGCAACAUCCAUCACAGAGUAUGAUAAAGUUUCCUCCUUCCCUACUUCUAUCGCUGAAGACCAAUCAGUGACGUCCGUCACAGCACCUCCAGCUGAGGAACCACCCAAAAGCCCCGUUACCCUGUCCACCCCACCUGACGCCGCCCUAGGCAAAGAGCAGCCACUCUCUGCAGGAACUCUUUCUCCACCUUCUUUGGAAGAAGACAAACAAUCCAAGUCUCCAUCUGAUGACUUACAGCUUCCCGUUGCAGAAGUCAAGACGCCGGCCAAAGCUCAUGAAGCGUGUGAGGAAGAGGAGGAAGAAGAAGAGGAGGAAGACGACCAAACUCCUAAUGUUGACAUUUCACUUGAAAAACUUCAAGAGGGCUAUGCUUCAUCCCAUUUAUUACAGGAUGAAGAGACAGAUAUCGAAAAGCUUGCUGGCUCAGUGUCUCCGGUUUCUAUUCAAGCCACCAAACCAGUCCACCUACCAGUUGAAGAAGAAAAUAAAGAUGCUGUUGCACCUAAAGAUAUUUCAUCUGUUGUGCCUACUAGACCUUUUGGAUCAGACUCAGUAACUUCAGAGAGCGAAGAGCGCUGCUUCAGUCCGGAUGAUAUCACUGUGAAAAUGGCCUCCCCUCCACAGUCUGGCCCACCGAGUGCAGCUCACUCUCCUCUUCGUCAGUCACCAGUGGAAGACAAGACGAAGGUCUUCCCUGAUAUGGAACUGGAAAAGCAAGAGGAGCUCCUCGAUGUCGUCACAGCAACUGAAGACAACACUGAAAAGAAAGACGAAGCAAAAACAGAAACACAAAAAGAUGCCGACAAACAGAAAGCAGAUCAGCAUGAAGUAGAAGUUUCAACAUCUUUGGAUGAAUCCUUUGAGAAGGACAUAAAAGAGGUUCCAGUCAUAAAGGAGUCCGAAAAAGACACUUCAUCAGUGCCAAAAGAUGAUGGCAAACAGGCAGAAACAAUCCCUACUGUUGCUGCGUCUUUAACUGAAGUUCAUCCACCUGUGUCAGUGAGGGAUUCCCUCAUCUCAUCUGGACAAAGUGAUGAAGAGGUUGACGACAAGCUCAAAGAGAAAGCUCCUAAACUGCCUGCUCCAGGUAAAUUUCCAGAGAGGGACAGUCGUUUCUUGGAUGAUGAUGAUGAUGAUGAUAAAAAGAAAGAUGAUGACGAUGAUCAUGAUGAUAAAUCUGCAGUUAAAACCGUCAAGGCGGAACAGGAAAAAGUAAAGGACGACACCUCUGAUGUCAUACAAAUCAAGGAUGACCAAAAACAGAAAUCCGUCAUCCAGGAAGACGUUUCUGCCGUUAUGUCCAUCACAGAUGAGAAAACAGCAGUAAAGGAUGAUACCUCUGAAAUAAAACCCAUCACAGAAGAGCAAAUUGCAAAGGACGUUGUCACUGUUGAUAGAGCCAUUAAAGAUGAACCUGAAAAAGACCACACUCCUGAAGUAAAAACUAAAGAAGCAGAGAUUGAAAUUGUUGCUUCUGAGGUCAAACAAAUCAAAGAUGAGCAGAAGCAGAAAGAUGAUGAUUUUGACCUAAAAACCAAAGGUGUGGUGAAGGAAACUGAGGUUAAAAAGGAUGAUGUGUCUGAUGGUGAGAUUUUGAAAGAGGAGGAAAAGAAACAGACAGAUAAGGGUGAUAUUUUUGAUAUUAGCUCUAUAAAGACUGAAGAAAAAGAGAUUGAAAAGGUCCACGCCACAGAUAUCAAGCCUGUUACAGACGAGAUGGAGAAAGAGGCAAAGGAUGAUUUGCCCAUUAGUGAGCCUGCUAAAGAUGAUAAGAAAAAGGAGACAGAAACAUUUGAUAUCAAAGUGAUCGAGGAUAAGAAAGAGGAAAAAGAGAUGGAAAAGAUUGAUGAUUUUGCUACCAAGCCCUUUACAGAUGAGCAGAGGGAAAAGGAGAAAGACAUUUGUGACAUCACUGUUGCUAAACUCACCAAAGAAGAAGAAAUGAUUAGCAAGGGUGAUACGUCUGCUGUUACCAUGAAAGAAGAAAAGGGGCAAGAGAUUUGUAAAGAUAUUAUCUCACCCAUCAGCCUCACCACGGUGGUGGAAAAGGAUGCAACAGUGAGUAAAGAUGAAAGUCUUGCUGCCAAGCAAACCACAGAGACAGAGAAAGAGAUAAGUACAGAUGAUAGUUCUGACACCACACUUUCCAAGGAGCAGGACAAAGAUAUGACAACAAGCAAAGAUGAUGCUCACAUCUUCAUACCUACUGUAGAAGAUGAUACUGCUGCUAUAAAACUUACCAAGGCGGAGGAAAAGGAUGCAACAGUGAGUAAAGAUGAAAGUCCUGCUGCCAAGCAAAUCACAGAGAAAGAGAAAGAGACAAGUACAGAUGAUAGUUCUGACACCACACUUUCCAAGGAGCAGGACAAAGAUAUGACAACAAGCAAAGAUGAUGCUCACAUCUUCAUACCUACUGUAGAAGAUGAUACUGCUGCUAUAAAACUUACCAAGGCAGAGGGAAAGGAUAAACUGCCAAGCGGGGAAGAUACUUCUACUGUUAAACCAACACUUGGAGAAGAAAAAGAAGAAGAGGAAAGUAAAGAUGAUACUGCUUCAACCAAGGUAGAAGCAAAAGAAACAUUUAAGGAAGCCGUCAAACCAGUCAUGGAGGACGAAAAGGGGCAAGAAACAAAGAAAGAUAAAGAUGUCACUUCUCCUGUCCAACCCGCCAAGAUGGAGGAAGAGGAUGUAAUGAUGAGCAAAGAUAUUUCUGCUGUCCAAACAUCCAAGGACGGAUUUGUUGCUAAAUCCACCACGCAAGUUCCACCACUUCCAAGUGGGGAAGAUACUUCUACUGUUAAACCAACACUUGGAGAAGAAAAAGAAGAAGAGGAAAGUAAAGAUGAUACUGCUUCAACCAAGGUAGAAGCAAAAGAAACAUUUAAGGAAGCCAUCAAACCAGUCAUGGAGGACGAAAAGGGGCAAGAAACAAAGAAAGAUAAAGAUGUCACUUCUCCUGUCCAACCCGCCAAGAUGGAGGAAGAGGAUGUAAUGAAGAGCAAAGAUAUUUCUGCUGUCCAAACAUCCAAGGACGGAUUUGUUGCUAAACCCACCACGCAAGUUCCACCACUUCCAAGUGGGGAAGAUACUUCUACUGUUAAACCAACACUUGGAGAAGAAAAAGAAGAAGAGGAAAGUAAAGAUGAUACUGCUGCCAUAAAAUGUACCAAGGUGGAGGAAGAGCAUGUUAAAGUAUGUAAAGAUGACGAUUUCUAUGCCGCAUCAACCAUGGUAGAGGCAAAAGAAACAUUUAAGGAAGCCGUCAAACCGGUCAUGGAGGACGAAAAGGGGCAAGAAACAAAUAAAGAUAAAGAUGUCACUUCUCCUGUCCAACCCGCCAAGAUGGAGGAAGAGGAUGUAAUGAUGAGCGAAGAUAUUUCUGCUGUCCAAACAUCCAAGGACGGAUUUGUUGCUAAACCCACCACGCAAGUUCCACCACUUCCAAGUGGGGAAGAUACUUCUACUGUUAAACCAACACUUGGAGAAGAAAAAGAGGAAAGUAAAGAUGAUACUGCUGCCAUAAAAUGUACCAAGGUGGAGGAAGAGCACGUUAAAGUAUGUAAAGAUGACGAUUUCUAUGCCGCAUCAACCAAGGUAGAGGCAAAAGAAACAUUUAAGGAAGCCGUCAAACCGGUCAUGGAGGACGAAAAGGGGCAAGAAACAAAGAAAGAUAAAGAUGUCACUUCUCCUGUCCAACCCGCCAAGAUGGAGGAAGAGGAUGUAAUGAUGAGCGAAGAUAUUUCUGCUGUCCAAACAUCCAAGGACGGAUUUGUUGCUAAACCCACCACGCAAGAUGAAAAGGAGAAAGAAAUCAGUGAAGAUAUUUGUGCUGUCAAAUCAACGACAGAAGAAGAAACAGAGAAAGCAGUAGAUAAGGAGGAAACUUUCCCUGAAGAAGUGUCAAUUCAAGAUCAUAGUGUUGCUAUCAAACCUAUCAAGGAAGAAAAAGAUACAGUAAUACUUAAGGUUGACAUGUCUGGUAUCAAACCUACCGAGGAGGAAAGCAAAGGCGCUGCUGGUGUAAAAACCCCUGCAGAUGAGGAAACGAAGGUAGAGUCGAAAGAUGUUACAUCUGAUGUAAAAUUCAAAGAGGAGGCAAAAGAAAUCCCCAAAUAUGACUUUUGUGAUAAAGGAAUGAAAGUAAAAGAGGAAGAAAUGGAAAAAGAGAAAGAAAAGAGUUCUGAUGUUGUAUCCAGCAAAGAGCAGAUAGAUGAUACUUCUGUCAAAACCAUGACGGAUGACAAAGAGGUGGAAAUAGGUGACAUGUCUGAGGAGAAGUCUGAUAUCUCUGAUCACAAACCAAUUCUGGAGGAAAUUAAGAGUAAAGAAACUGAAAAAGAUACAAUAAUAAAGGAGAAAGAAACAGACGCCAGUGUUGAGCAGCCCAAGAAAGAGGAAGAGUCAUCUAAAGUUGAAACCAUCGAGGUCGAAGUUAAACAGGGCAGUUGUGAAGCUGAAUCCAUUAAACAGGAGACAGAGAAGGAGAUGUACACUCCAACAUUCAGUGCCAAAGAUGAGAAAAAAGGAAAAGAUGAUUAUCCUUUUGAGUCUGAAUCUAAGAAGGAUGAUAUAAAAGAGGUAGAUCUUCCCGUGUCUCAGACUUUGGAAGAGGAGAAAACUAAAAAGGAAGAUAUUUGUGGCGUAAGUGACAAGCAUAUACAGGAAGAAACCUCUGAUAAGCUUACUGGAACUCAGAAAGAGAAGGAAACGUUUGGCGCUACAUCAACAGAAAUGCAGCAAGAUACUUCUGUAACCACAUCAAGUGAAGACCUAAAACCACUGAAAGAUGACAUUUGUGUGUCACCCAGCCACAUCCAGGAGGAGAAAAAAGAGCAAGACAAAGAUGCAACGGUUAUUAGUCAAGACGAAAAGAUGGAUAAAGAAAAAGACGACACACAUGUUGCUGAACUGAGCAAAGAACAGAAAAUGGAAAAGGAACAAGAAAAAGAAUACACCUAUGAGACUGAUGACACAAAAGAUGAAAAGACAAGACCAGAAGAGGAUGAAAAGAUGAUUCAAAAAAAGGAUGUUGCUGACAAGAAGACAGAUGAAAUAACUGAGAAAGAGUCCUCUGAUGCAGACCAAACCAAGGAGGAGAAAUGGGAGCGAGAGGAGUUGCAAGAGAAAGACCUGGACAAAGCAAUUAAACAACCUGCACAGACAGUAUUAGGAGAUGCAGCAAUGGCAUCCAAGUCCGAUUACAAACCUGCAUUUGUGGUUCAGUCCUCCGAUGAAGACAGGGAAGAUGAAGAUGAGGAGGACAUUUGUAUGGGAGGAGCAGGCUCGAGACCUUUGUCAGUGAAGCCGAGCGACUCAGAACAUGACAUCUCGCCUGCAGGUCUGGCCUCAUCCCAAAAACCACAGACAAGUGACGAAACUAAACUCCAAAUAUCAGAGCAGACGACAGUGAUCAUACCGAUACUUACAAUGCAGGAGCCCUCUAUUGAUGAAGACAUCAAAGAGUUUAGCAAAGAAGAAUCCAUGCUUUCGCCUGAAAUGGGCAAAGAUGUUGUGAAAACAGAAACUACAGCUGCACCACUUGCCAAGCCGGAGCCCUCCUUUGAAAUUAUCACACCAAAGGAGGAGACAACCUCUAUUCCCAAACAAGAAAUGGCUUCUGAUGUCCCAGCAGCUAAAGCAGAACCAAUGUCAGACUCAACUGAGAAAAAGCCUGUGUUGUCUACAGUAUCAAGCACUGACAGUCAACCCAGGAGCUCUACGCUCUCGAGCACUGAGAGCCAGUCCAGUGUUGAGGAAACACCACAACAAGAGAAACAAAUACCGUCCCAGACAAGCUCAGGAGUCAGUGCUACAGAAAAGACAAAGCUGGAUGAGAAACCAGAAAAGGAAGCAGAGAGGGAGAUGGAAGGAGAGCGAGAGGUGGCUUCUCCAAGAUUAUCACAGCCUUGUUCGUAUUUUAUGUUGGAUUCCGAGGACGUCAGCCACGUUGAAGUUGUAAAAUCAGACACUGCAAAAAUGACCUCGGAAAAGGAAAGCCUCACAGACGAAGAACAAACCUUUUGCGCGUCCAAAUACGACCCGUAUGAAAAGCCUAUUCCAAAGGACUCGGACUUGGACUCCAGAGAAGAAAGUGAGGUUUCUUUAGGUUUUGAUCACGCCUCUGAUAUGGGUAUUGAUGAUAACAGAAGAGCAAGCCAGUCAGAGGCUGGAGGAGCCAUGUUCCUCCUGGAUGAUCAGUACAAAGAAGAGCCUCUGUCCUUUAGUAGAGUUGACUACAGCCCGGUUUCCCUCACAGAGAGUGAAAGAAGCAGCCACCACAGUCAAAGUGCCUCACCUAAAUAUGAAGACAGAGAGAAAGGCCAAGAGGAAGAGAGUGAGAGAGAAGAGAGACCAGAUACACCUUAUGUUGACAAGAGCUGUUCAUCCGUAGACAUUCAAGAUAACAAAAUGUCCCAGGCUGCUGAGUCUUAUUCUUUCAGUCCCAAAGAGGAUAAACCUGAGAAAUCAGAGAAAGAGAAAGACGAUAUGAAGAAAGGUGCCGCAACAGCAGCAGCAGCUUUUCAAACAGGGCCUACAGGAGAAAGUGACACGGUUUCUGCCAGCGCUGUUCAAUCAGCAGGCGUAUCAUUAAGACAAGAAACACCCUCUCUGUCAUGUAGCCAAUCGGAUCUUGUUACACAUGUUUCAGCUGCUCCCGUAGCUUUUGGAGAAUUCACAGAAAAGAGAACAACAGAAAAAGAGAAAGAAAAAUCUGCUGAGUCACUUGAAGACAAAAUUGAGUCCUCUGCUCAUGAAAGAGAGGGAUCUCCAUCUGGUCGGCAUUCACCUGCAGAAAAAGACAUUUUACCUCAGCAAGCAUCACCUUUAGAGAAAGUAGAAACUUCAAAUGAUUUAAGGACUGCAUCUGCUGCCACAUUUUCAGGACAUGAAAUAGACGAUAAUGUUUUGGCAUCUGACAAUAGUCAAAUUAGCAGCUCUGCCUCUUGUAAAUCAAUGUUAGACUUUCCUGAUGGAAAAGAGAGCCUAAUAGAUAAAAGAUUACUUGUAGAAGGGGAAGAUUUCAAUGUUGAUGAUGAUGAUGAAGACGAAGAUGAGGAGGACGAGGGAGAAGAGGAGGAACUAAGUGAUGUAGAUGUGGAAAAGGGUGCCAGAGAACAGUCUGAAAAAGAAAUGUGCAGACGUAGCUCUGGUGAUAGUGCUACGUUAGAACAGGUAGAGGACUCAAAUAAAAAGUCUCAGCUGCCUGAAUCAAGCUUCCUCAAAAAGGAAACCGUCUGUAAACCAACACCUGAUGAUGCCUCAACUUCAGACAAGCAGGACAUGAGUCAAAAACCACCAUCUCCUCAAACAAAACCAGUCAGAGAAGAUGAUACAGCCACAUCCAAACUUCCGGAGACAAGGAGUGAAGAUGUAGGUAAAAUAACUCUGUCACCAGAGCCAAGUGCUCACAGAAUGGAUGAAAGCGGUUUCGCUACAUCAGAUGCUCCAAAACUUCCUGAAACAAAGAAAGCAGAGGACACAGAUGAAAAAGAUUUGUCUCCUGAACCAACCACAAAGAGAAGGUUGUCAUCAGCAGAGGAUUUCACCUCGUAUGAAGUGCCACAGUCAGAAAAAGGAGAUGAUGACAGAGUGUCUCUAUCGCCACGCUUUUUGGAAAAGGAAACUUCUCAACCAACAUCCACAAGCAGCUUGUCAGGCAGCUUUUUGCCAACUGACUAUUCAGAGUCCAUGUCCAAGACUACAUCUAGUCCUUCCCCUCCUCUAAGAAGUAGCUAUGCAGACAUUGGACAGAAUAGAUCUGGAGGUUAUUCUGAGCAUUAUUACAGUGAGGAGAGUCAAGUAGAAUUGAAGGAAGAUAAAAAAGAAACAUUGGUGCUCUCAGAUGCCUCCCAGCUAUCCAAGCUAAGCGAUGAUAAAUAUUACAGCCAAAGUGACUUUCGAGAAGAAAGUCUAGAUGAGCGGCAGACCCUAGAUAUCACCACAAAACAUGAGGAAACUGCCUCAUCACCUUGCACGUACACCACCUUAACAUACUCUACUUCAACAUACUCCUCCACGUCGUACAGUUACUCGUCCUUACCCUCAACUUCUGCCCCUUUGAGCCAACAGUUUGAAGACAAAGUUAAAACUUUCACGACGAUAUCAAGCUCUGCAGUACCUCUAGCCAAAGAAGAGCCUUCGUUCACGACAGAGCCUAAAAGCUCCUGCUUCGGAGGGUUUCAGAGAGAUGAGUACAUGGAGGUGACGACGAAGCCUGCAACAAAAGUGUCUUUACCCAGCCAGUUUGAUGAGACCAAACCAUCAACUCCAGUCUUGUCUACCACUGCCAAACAGACUGAGGUUCAAAGCGGUUCUGCAAAGCCUGAAACAAAAUCAAGCACUGAUAGUUUUUAUAUGCUAGAAACUAAGAUUACAACCUCUGCAGCACAAAGUGUCGAAGCAGUAAGGGUGUCAGACAGCUUAUCCACAUCAGAGGCUCGCUUUGAUGUUUCUCCCCUCCAAAGGGCUGACUCCUCUGACAAGGUUUCCCAGGAGUCAUCAGAAGACGAGGAGCCUGUUACACUUGAAAUGGAGGACAGCACCCUACCAUGCCGUAUUGAAUGUCAAAAAAUCAAAGUGGCUGAGCAAAAGGAAAGUUCUUCAUCGAUAACUGCGUCAUAUGUGGUAGAAAGUACCACACAGUCCACAGAGACGAAGACCAUCACCAUCGCCUCUACUACUGGUGUGUCUAAACCUGAAAUGGUGAUGGAAACAACUCAACAGGCAACCUCACCUACUUCCCUGAGUGAUAGUGGAGCUAGCAAAAUCACAUGUGCCACAACAGACGUGUCCAAAACAGAGGAGGAGAAAGAGAAAAAAGGGAAAACACCAGAGGUAAAAGAGGAAAAGACGAACGGAGCGAUUGCACCAUUGAAGGAAGAUGCAAAGGUGUCAAGUAAAGAUGACAAGACAGAGACUGCUAGUCAAGUCAAGCAGAAAAUAGAGGAAAAGAAACUUGAGGAAAAGGAGUGUAAAGACAGCACAGACGAAAAGAAGGCAACAGCACAUCCAAAGAUAUGUGAAAAAGCAGACGAUGGUAGAAAAGGAGAGGCAGAAAGAGUAGAGGAGAAAACCUUGUUGGAGAAGCCACCAGAGAGAUUAGAGGUUAGGAGAAGGAGCAGUAUAUCCGAUUGGGAGCUUCUACAGAGGCCUGAAGACUGCCCAAGUGCCCCUCCUCCAGGUUAUGGUGAUGACGAUGAGGAAGAGGAUGAGGAAGCAAUGGAAGCGAUGGAAUGGAUGACCAGUGUCCACAGUACCUCUAUGACCUCCUCAAUAGAUAUCUAUCACACAGAAACAGCUAGCAAAGAAGCAGUAAGGGCUGAUCGUCCCUCUGACUUGAACACCGGAGCCACCUCCUCCUCUGCCUCCCCUCCAGGCUACUCCUCCUGCGAAUACAAACAUCGCAAAGGAGAACUUUCUCCAUCGUUCAUCAACCCGAGCCCUCAUCCGCUCUCCAGUGACGAGGGUGAGGGCAAAGAGGACAACCGCAGUGACCACUCCCAGGAAGGGGACGAGGACGAUCAGGAGCAACACUCUGUGAAAAGGAGGUCGCACAAGCAGAGGCACCACCACACUCCGAGUUACCAUGGAGACCCUGGACACGGGCCACAACAGAUGCCCGGCGCCAUGUCCUCUGGUUUGGCUGUGACGUUAGCUGGAGAGGAAACACCUCCGACAUCAGUGAGCGAGUCGCUGCCUUCGCAGUCCGAUUCUGACGUCCCUCCAGAAACCGAAGAGUGUCCAUCCAUAACAGCUGAAGGAAAUCUGGACUCAGACGAAGACGCUGAACACCUGCCGGUGGACAAAUUAUCUGGAGCUGGGGGUGGUCACCAUCCCCCAUCACCAAGGUCCGCUCAGAAGACUCAUGACCCCCCACCCACCCCGAUGAAGGACCCUCAUCCCCACCCUCCCCAUCCAGAUGUGUGCAUGGUAGAUCCAGAGGCUCUUCUCAAUGACCACAGCAGCACAGAGAAACUUCUUAAAAAGGAGCACAAGACCACCAAGGGCCUCCGAAAGGGCAAACCCAAGUCGGCCUCUCCCGCACGUAAGGGGGAAGUCAGGAAGAGGUCCUCUACUCCAGUGAAGCAGACCUCCAAGGACUCCGCCUCACCUCGAUCAGCCUCCCUUAGGAGGAAGGACACAGACAGAAGCUCCAGACUGAUCAAAAUGUCUGAGACCCAAGGCUCCAGGAGCGAGAUCCUCAACCCGGGGAAAGGCUUGGUCAAUGGUGUCAAGAGCAGUUCAGGUAACAACUCUCAGAAAACUAGCUUGGCCGUCCCCCCUGGACCACCCGUCUAUGUCGACCUGGCCUAUGUGCCCAACCACUGCAGUGCCAAGAAUGUGGACCAGGAGUUCUUCAAGAGAGUGCGAGCUGCGUACUAUGUGGUGAGCGGGAACGAUCCGGGCAGCGGAGAGCCCAGCCGUGGAGCCCUGGACGCCCUGCUGGAGGGCAAAGCUCAGUGGGGCUCCAAUUUACAGGUGACUCUGAUCCCGACCCAUGACACAGAGGUGACCCGGGACUGGUACCAGCAGACCCACGAGAGGCAGCAGGACCUGAACAUCAUGGUUCUGGCCUCCAGCAGCACCGUAGUCAUGCAGGACGAAUCCUUCCCUGCCUGCAAGAUCGAGUUCUGAGCUUGACGAGGCUAGCUUGGCUUCCCCCCCACCCCACCCCCCACGUCAUCUGUUCUCAAUGGAGGCGGAGUGAGAGUGAACAGCACUCUCUGCUUCUUGAAAGCUUCUCGCUCUCAUGGUACCAGUCUCAAACGCAUUUGCUGCAACCCUCAAUACACUAGAUUCUUUUAGCUGAAAUCGAAGUCUAAACUCUGGGUUUAUGCUCUCUGUGACCGUGGGGUCUGUCCUAACAUACCUCGUAAACAAGUACUCAAAAACAUAUUUAAUAGCAUAAUCACGCUUUCUUUGCCUCAUAAAUCUAACUAGACAAAUGGACAUCAUUAUCCCAGAAAUGCAUAAUGCUACAGUUAAACUAUAGAUUAGUAAGGUGUAGUUCGUAAACUGUUUGGCACAAAUCACAAUUAACUCGGAAAUGUAAUACUCCCAAGUGGUAAAUUUCUCCUCCAAAAGGCCAAAACAAGUGCCAAACACUGUUAAAACAGAAGUUAUUAGUUAACUUCUCCAAAAUGUCUCCUAAAUUCAUCAGUGAUCAAUAAUUUGUUGAGACUGUAUGCAGUGUUUCUUAGAAGAGUAGACAUUUAUCGGUUUAUUUGCCAUUGGUGCUCAUCCUUUGCAGUUCUGAUCACGCUACAGUAGCUUUUGGAUUAACUCAAUAAUGACAUAAAUUGAUGUUAUGUAAAAGACAUAAAAAAAAUUAUAUAUAUACGUUCCUUCUCGUCAUUUGUGGUGAAGUUUUAGGAGGUGCCUGAAGUUGCCACCAUGUGAAAUCUUUCUUCUUGGCUCUCACAGCUUAGCUGGUGCAUGAUGCUUGCGUUUUAGCUGGGACUCUUUGAGAACUACAUAGGGUUAAUCCUUUCUUUAGCCAGCCUUCAAGUGUGGAAUGCAGUAUAGUGUAGCUAGGUUACUACACUAUUUGGCUGUCUAUGCUCAAGUGAAUUCAAUAGGCGCCAGGCAAAUGGACGGUGUUUGUACACUAAUCCUAUCUCUUCUGGAUGUAAUGGUUCCUCUUUAAGUCUUUAUCAUGCUCUUUGUUGGUUGUAUGUACUCCAGUAUACAUAUAGGGUUACUGUUUCUAUAUCAAUACAGAGGUUAUGUUCAAUAAAUUAUAUAUUUUGUGAUGAUGCAGCAACUUAUGAGGCGAAUGCAGCGUUUUUGAUGAUGCAUUCGAGAAGGUUUAAUUAAGAUUAUCUGUCAUUUCCUCCUGUUCAGCUACAUUUUACCGUCUCUGUCAAUAUCACAAAGCGAUCGAAAAAAAGAAAAAAAAGAAAAGCAGUGACCUGUGAAAAAUGUAGCAAUGGAAGCUGGUCCGCUAUACCCUUCAGAGAGUGUUAUGCCAGUGGGAACUGCAAUAUUAAUAUUUAUUAUUAGGGUUAUUUUUCAGGACAAAAAGUGUGAAGUGUGUAACAGGAGGUUUCAUUCAUGUGCCUUUAGCUUGUGGUUUUGGAGAGAGGGGGGUAUAUUAAGGACAUGUCAGCCAUUAUUAAGCAGAUCCAGAAACCAGGGUACAGAGAAACCAGAUAGUCAACUUUGAAAUAGAGGACCAAUCAGUUCAUACAGUACACAAACAAACCUUAUCCACACUGAAAUAGUACACUGGAUACUACUUUGGAGCUAUGUAAUCCAAUUCAGCAUUAACCCCACAUUCUGAAAUGCCACUUUCAAACAACUAUGAAUGUCUUUGAGCAAAAUAUUGCACUAAAUAGGAGUGCACCUUUCUGAGAGUUUAGAAGUUGGAUUAUGUUUGCAGUUGAAGCACAGAGAGUGAGUGUGGUCGCAUCGUAUUAUAACAUAAUGUACAAGACGUUCCUCCAAACUGAGCUUGCUGUUAAGCAAGGGACAUCUUAAUUAUGAAGCAACUACCUAAUAUGAAUCCCAGAGUAAUAUUUAUAGAAUGCGCAUGAAUGAUUAUGAUUGUACUGAUAUAAAGUAGGAAUGUCUUGUGUGUGUGUGUGUGAGCAUACGAUACACACUGGGUUGCUGUUUUAUAACACGGCACGGUUCGUUUCUGACGGUGACGUGGCGAGGGACUUUUCUGUGGGUUCAGUAUGAAAGGUCUUUCUGCUUGAUCACAGCCAGAUUGGAGAGUCAAUCAUACGCUCACAUUAAAUUUACAUGUGGCCAAGUUUUAUAUCUUAAUUUCUUAAUUCUGGUUUCAUUUUCUCCACAUUUGUGCUGCGAAGCAAACACAAACACAAUUGUGAUUAUUAUAAAUUUUUUUGCCCUAAUAAGAAUUACAUUUCUGCCAAGAUGGCUCACCGCAUGAUUGUUAUUUUUGUUUUGUAAGGACUGAUAUGAAACUAGGGGACGAGUCAGGCUGGGCGAUGGAGGAGAGGAGGCCUGGAUUUCUAUUGAUGACAGAUUGAUUGUUAGGAUGUUGCAGACCUAAAGCAGGGAGGAUGCUCUGCUUGCACAGUUUAAAAUUUACUCCAUUCUUUCUCCCAAUCUGAUUCAGAAAAUGGAGCAAACGCCACAGAAAGCUAGAGUGCGUUGUCCGCGGGCGCUAGCCUGGCACCAGUGCCAUUUUCUUUCCCUGUAAAACUCACACUACCUUAUACCUCAUCUUCCAAAGCCGCCUCCGUGCUCUUUGCUCCGCCUGGCCUCCCUUAAAAUUAUACAUGUCCAUUAUGCACUGUGUAAGCCUUGAUAUGCAUCUUGUGUGUGUGAUGAUUCAGAGGAAGACAGUUUUUUUUUGUCAUCCCACUAGGGAGAAUCUGAGUUGGAUGCAGGUUGUAUAUUAAACAGCUGGGCACGCACAAAUAUACACCCUAGUCUUGAAGAAGUUGAUUAACUGAAGGGCACAUUAAGACGUGCACACUGGGGGGGACAGAGAAGGCUCAAAAUGACUCCCUUGAAAACAAGCAAAAGGUCCUUUUUAGCCCCUCUUCGAUGCUCUAUGGAAAUGUGUCCAAAUAGCCAGGAAGAAGCUUUUUAAGGUCUGAUAUGUUGUACUGUCUUUGAAUAAUGUUUUUAAGUUGGCAGAUUCCAAAUACCCAGCUUUGAGAUUUUCAAAGCAUCAGUAGAACGCUGUGAAUCCCUCAAUACUGAACUGUAUGACUAUACAGAAGCUGAAUGCACUAUAGAGGAGAUCUAUUUUUGUGAAUGUAGAGUUGGUACUACCAUGCGAAUGCUGCUGGAUCAAAACGAGAGAGAACAAUAAAUACCACAACAACAACAACAAAACAAACAGUCACACCAGCCUGGACAGAAAUACAUUUUAGGGAGCACAGCAUGAGAGCAGAUAGCACGGUUCUGCUCCAGAAGAAGAAGUUUGAUUUCUGACAUGACAGAAAGCAACCGAGAUCCCGUAACAAACAUAUUAACAGAAACACAUAAAUAGUACUAAUAGUACUUUUCCUUUUCCUGAAUAUGACUUGAAACACAUGCAGACUCAAAAACCAUCGAUGAAAUUAAACAAAUGCACAUUUAUGUACUGUGCACAGAUUUGUACAUAUCGCUCUAGAGAGAACAAAUCUGAAAGAUAUAACAAACUAUCCUUCUUGUGACACCUGUUCAUUUUAGCUGGUUUUAGUGAGAGUAUGAUCAUAACUGCUAACUACUGUUUGAAACAAGCAAACUACACAAAACGCUGACAAGAUACAGAAAAGAUAAAGAAAAAAAAUGGCAUCUUUUAGUUCACUUUCAUCGCCAUACCUGCAUUGAAAUGAAGAUUUCAUUUGAUCAAAAUAUGGUGUCAUCUGUCCAUCUAAUCUCUCUGCAUGUGAUUUAUUUAGUUAUAAUCCUGAAUGUAAUUGUUUAACAUGGAAAUAAUAAUAAUAAUAAUAAUAAUAAUAAUAAAAAAAUGCAAUGAUAUUUUAAAGAGGUAUAUUUGAAAAAAAAAAGAGCAAAUUGUCUUAACUGGUACUGAAAUGACCUACCGUAAUAUAAUACUGGGCUGUGCUUUUAUUGUUUGCCAUAUUAACAUGUUGUUAAGAAGACGCUGUAUUGGUAGUUCUGUUUGAUUCUCUCUCUCUCUUUUUUUUGCAUUGUAUUAAUCUUAGUUAUGUUUUUCUUCCUCAGCGCAAUAUUCAAUAUCUCUCUGUCUCUUUAAAUCUAACUGGUAAAACUAGAACUACUGCAGAUUCAUUGUAAAAGGGAAACAGCCUGGUGAUCAUCAAUUAAAGUACAUUUAAAUCUAAA
Molecule: messenger RNA, 18139 nt
Organism: Perca fluviatilis (European perch)
Lineage: Eukaryota; Metazoa; Chordata; Actinopteri; Perciformes; Percidae
Gene: map1ab
Product: microtubule-associated protein 1Ab
Exons: 8
Coding region: 29-14002 (4657 amino acids)
Biological process (GO): regulation of microtubule depolymerization; microtubule cytoskeleton organization; dendrite development
Cellular component (GO): dendrite; microtubule; cytosol
Molecular function (GO): actin binding; microtubule binding
Source: RefSeq, a predicted model, not a curated record